GAACUUUCCCUUUAAAUACCCCCCCUAUCGGAAAAUAACGGUAGUAAGUUGCCUGCUACGGUCCGGUCAGGGUAUCUGACUUCUCGACCACCAGUGAAUUGACGUUCAGUCAGACAGGUGCGCGUGCCUUGCGAUGAGAACACUGUUGAUAUCACUCCUCUGCGUCCUCAGCGGGGUGGAGGAGACCCUGGCCGUACCUGCCACGAGAGAGUUCUAUAUCGCCGCGGUUGAGAUCGGUUGGGACUAUCUCUACUGGGGCAGCGCUGACCCCGCAUCAGAACAAAGGAGGAGGACCAAGGAUCCCCCUCAGAAAUACAUAAAAGCUGUUUAUAGAGAAUACACUGAUUCCACAUAUUCAGUCCCCAAGCCUACACCAACAUGGGCAGGUAUCCAGGGUCCGGUGAUCCAUGCCCAGGUCAGUGACAGGGUGGUGGUGCACUUUAAGAACCUGGCGUCCCAGCCCUACAGUAUCAGCCCUGUGGGGGUCAGCUACUGGAAACAGUCUGAGGGGGCCGGAUACGAUGACGCCCGUCUAGCCAGGAGAAGGAGGAUGAUGCGGUUGCUCAGGAGGAUACUACAAGUACACCCAGAAUGCCUCACCUACUCCUACUCCUCCCAGGUGGACACUGUACAGGACUUCAACUCUGGGCUCAUCGGGGCUCUGCUCAUCUGCAAAUCAACUGCAUUUACAGAUAAUGGAGUUCGGAAAAGCAGAGAGUUUAUUCUGCUCUUUGCUGUUUUCGAUGAGAGUAAGAGCUGGUACGGAGAGGUGGGGAGUUUCCGGGAAAGAUUUAAGAAGGCCAGUGCAAGAAAACAGUAUCAUACUAUCAAUGGAUACGUCAACUCAACUUUACCAGGUCUGACGAUGUGCCAGGGACGAGAUCAUGUGUUCUGGCAUCUCAUUGGAAUGGAAACGUCUCCAGGGAUCCACUCCAUACAGCUCCAGGAUCACACUCUGCAGGUGAUGGCCCACCGUAAGGUUACCGUGGAGAUGACCCCUAUGACGUUCACCACAGCGGAGAUGAAGCCCAGCACUCAGGGGAAGUUCCUCAUCAGCUGUCAGAUUCAAGAACACCGCCACGCGGGUAUGAGUGCAGUCUUUAAGGUAGAGGACUGCCCAGAGCCUGUGACGGUGCCCGGUCCUGACGUGCGUCGGGUUCAGCAGUCUGAGGAUAAGGAGGACUAUGAAUAUGGAGAUGACAUGUUUGAGACCUUUGUGUUUAAGCCUGGGAAAGGUCAGGCUGUGGGGCGCUCCCGAGGGGGGAAGAACAAAAUCUGGGUCCAUUACAUCGCUGCUGAGGAGAUCAUCUGGGAUUACGCACCCCACCUCAGCCAGGGAGACAGGUAGGAAACCCCACCUCAGCCAGGGAGACAGGUAGGAAACCCCACCUCAGCCAGGGAGACAGGUAGGAAACCCCACCUCAGCCAGGGAGACAGG
Salvelinus sp. IW2-2015 is the source of this 1438-nucleotide messenger RNA. NCBI's taxonomy places the organism in Eukaryota, Metazoa, Chordata, Actinopteri, Salmoniformes, Salmonidae. The record is from RefSeq and is a predicted model, not a curated record.